Molecule: messenger RNA, 950 nt
Organism: Pseudophryne corroboree (corroboree frog)
Lineage: Eukaryota; Metazoa; Chordata; Amphibia; Anura; Myobatrachidae
Gene: TPGS2
Product: tubulin polyglutamylase complex subunit 2
Exons: 6
Coding region: 57-788 (243 amino acids)
Biological process (GO): protein polyglutamylation
Source: RefSeq, a predicted model, not a curated record
CCUCUCCUGGUGUGACCGAAGUGAAGUUUGAGGAAAUCCCUCCUGCUGAACGUCACAUGAUUGUCUCCUGGGAGCAGAAGCACUCCUGUAUGUUGCCAGAGGACCUGAAGAACUUCUAUCUAAUGACGGACGGCUUCCAGCUUUCCUGGUCUGUGAAGCUGGACGAUAAUGCCAUCCAGGUGGGGACCAUGGUGAUCAAUGGUAUUUCCAGUCUCACUCUGCUGAGAAAUUCCUCUACUUACGCCUUGCCGAACGCGCCCACGCUCGCCGUCCUGGAUGACGACCUGGAUGAGAAAGGCUGCCCGGAGCAUCCGCACUUUGAUUCCCGGAACACGAUCUUUGAGCUGGACCCAUGUAACGGUGACGGGAAAGUCUGUCUGGUUUACAAGAGCUCAAAGCCAGGACAGGCAAUCCCCGAUCCAACCAUCUGGUUCCUAGACCGGGCACUCUACUGGCACUUCCUUACAGACACCUUCACGGCAUAUUACCGGCUCCUCUUGUGUCACCGCGGCCUCCCACAGUGGCAGUAUGCCUUCACCAGCUACGGGCUCAGCCCGCAGGCCAAGCAAUGGAUGAACAUGUACAGUCCCAUCACCUUCAACCCCUCUCAGCUGGCGGACGAACAAGAUUAUUUCAUCAACAAGUUGGAUCCCAGCAAAAUCUUUAAGAGCAAGAAUAAAACCCCAGUGACCAAGAAGAAGCUGCCAGCGCCCCCAAGUGGCUACCAGAAAGCCUCCCUCGCGUCCUCCAAAAACCCAGCACCCCCUAGUGGCGUGUCCCGGAAAUGAACAUUGCCUGCUCCUAGCAUACAGGAGUGACUCUGUAUAUAAAUGUAUUUAUCCACCUACUGUAUGUGCGGACAUACGCGGUGACUAUUGACCAUUGUGUAAAUGUAAAAAGGCUGGUUCUUGUUUUAUGCUUGCUCAUAUUAAAUGCAAAUACUGUCUGGA